AUGGCUAGCUCACUAUGUGUAAGAGUCCUCUUUGCCAUUUUGGCCUUCCUAUUGGAAGUGAAAAGAAACGUUUUAUAUGCCCAGAACGAGGAGGUGACUUUAUGUUUGUCCGAGUUUAACCAAGACAAGGAAUGUAACAUAGCAGCUGAAUUUGGGAAGGAAAUAAAAGUGUACUGUCCGAUAGACUCAGAACAAAAUAAUAAUGGAGGGGUUGUACGCAUGAACGGACGUGAAGUAAAUAACGACAACAAUUGUUUUAGUAAAAUGAAAUCGAGUGAUGCCUCCAACAGAAAUGUAGUAAGAAAAUUUGAAGAGUAUGUCAAAAAUUUAAUUAUACACACAAAUGGUAGGGACCAUACGCAUUAUUUCUACGUACCUCAUACGAUGAACACUGGAUUGUUCCUCUCUUGUAAUUGCAUUGACAGGUCCAAGCAGAAAGCUUAUAAGUUAAACAUCCAAAUAGCCAAAAACGAUAAAAUAAAUGUUAAGGGUUGUAAUUUUUACUAUGCUGAUGAGAAGGGAGAGGAGAAAGAAAAUUCCCUAGAAAAAAGUGUCAAUGUAAAGUAUAAAAAAGUGUGCAGUGUAGACGUCCAUGCAAAUGAUGUUGUCUCCUUUAGGUGUAGAGUUCACAACAGGUACAGCAACGUCUUUGUUAAUCCUCCCCUCUGCUUUUACGAUGUUUUAAAUGAGAAUAAUGAAAGUGUGCAAAUUUCCGGGGUACUUAAUGGAGCUAAGGUUAUACCCAGACUAACCACUUACGUCCAUGAUCCUAUGAUGCCCAAAUUUUUGGCUUACCUGGCCGCUCCCCCUCAAAUAAACGAAUCCCUAAAGGUGGAAUGCAGCUGCUCCAUUACAGACAAUGUGCUGGACAUUUCCUACACAGGAACCAUCUCGUUGAAUUUUGUAAAAACGGAUAAGAUGCAUCCCGUCAAGGAGGAAGAGGAUGACGAAAAUAGAAACAGGUGGAAGAACAGCAUAGGUGAAAACGAGGCGGAAGACGGCAGGAACAUAAACAAUUUGGCACCGCGGGGGGGCAGCAAGGACGCCAGGUCCUCUUCUGUGCUGAAUUGCCUCUCGACCGUGUUGCUCCUCUGUUUGUUUUUACCAUGGGGAUGA
Molecule: messenger RNA, 1116 nt
Organism: Plasmodium coatneyi
Lineage: Eukaryota; Apicomplexa; Aconoidasida; Haemosporida; Plasmodiidae
Product: Pf52-like protein
Exons: 1
Coding region: 1-1116 (371 amino acids)
Biological process (GO): symbiont entry into host
Cellular component (GO): plasma membrane; cell surface
Source: RefSeq, a predicted model, not a curated record